Molecule: messenger RNA, 1428 nt
Organism: Clavispora lusitaniae ATCC 42720
Lineage: Eukaryota; Fungi; Ascomycota; Pichiomycetes; Serinales; Metschnikowiaceae
Source: RefSeq, a predicted model, not a curated record
AUGGUCGUAUCGCAGUGUCACGCGAGCAGAGCCUCCGGAGACCUGGACAACGUGCACAAACGGGCGGCCCUCCGAAUCUUCACCGGCACAGGCCACGAGGGCCGAAUCGUCCCGCUCCGCCACGGCACACACGCUCACACGCGAGUCAAACGUGAGGAGACACGUUUUCGCCGUCUGGGCCGCGUACUGGUAGAUGCCGUUUGCGGCGACAACAAGAAACUGGCCCCCCACGUGGUAGGCCUCAACCAUAUCUGCGCCGUCCGCAGGCACGCUGGCCACGACUGUGCUGCCCGUGUACGCUGUCAACAGACCGCCCACCACGACAAAGCGAUUCAGCACGGGCGCACAGACACGAUCCCCGCUGAGGGGCACGGUGGUGGCCACCAGAACGGAAAGCGGGAGCAGACCCGCCGCAGAAGUGCGCGCGUCGACGAUAUCGUCGCCCGAGUCGAUGACGGUGGCGGCGUCCGAAGUGGUGCUUGUGGUGCUAGCGCGGCGCAGCAGCGGCGCCAGGUCGAGCGGCACGGCGCCCACAAACAGAGCGGAGUCGCGGUGCAGGUUGAGCAAGUCGGCGUCGCCCGAGGCGUAGCGGUCAAAGAAGUCGGGCGACGCGCGGCGCGGCGCAAGCACAUCGUCGAGGUCGCCCUCGGGCACGUAGUCGCGCGCGGCCGACGCCGGCGGGCGGAGAAGGCACAUGGCCUCCUGGAUCAGGCGGUGGAGGCCGUCGCGCGCGCGCCGAAGCACGUCCAAGUCGAUGGCGGGGAUUUGGCUGCCAUUCAAGGUGGCGCUACUGGAGUUGCUGGUGCUGCUGGCGCUGUUUGCAGCCAAACCGCUGUCUUUGUGAUAGCCGCCAGCCCUUGUGUUCUCGACAUCGAAGCGGCCUUCUGUCGUCUUGGUCGCGUCGUCAUUGGUGUUGUUCUGUUUGCCGUGGCUCUGGCGUUUGUCUCGCUUGUUAUCUUUAUCGUUGCUCUCCCCCUUGUUUUCCUUGUUUUCUGCCUUGUUUUGCUUGUUUUCACCCUUGUUUUCCUUGCUCUCUCCCUUCUCUUCCUCGGUCUCUAUCUUCUCGUUCGUUUCCGUCUUUUUCUUUCGCUCCUGCUCGAGCUCGCGGAUCCGGAGCGCCUGCUUCUCGUUGAGGAACCGCAAGGCAUUGAUCUCCGCCGUCAACUGGUCGAUCCGGCUCCGCAUCUCCAGCUUCUCCAAGUUGGUGACGAUUUUGAACCGCUCCAAGUUGGUGAACUCCGACGUCAAGUAGCUGAUCACCCCAGGAAGCGUGUAAUUGGCCAACUGUGCCUGUGGCUGGGGCAGAGCGCCCUCCGCCGAAUCUUUUCGGUUCGCCUGGGCCUUCAUGGUAGAGAAAGAUGUUGGUGUUGGCCGAACGUAAGGCUGCGCGCGCAUACAGGCCAUGACAGGCUAACGCUUUCUUCUUGA